GCGCUAUGAUGGCCACGACAAGCCCGUGCCCAGAGCCGGUAAACCUCCUUUGCCCAAGCCAGAUACCUACAUGUGCCUGAUACGUGCCCAGUCAAAGUCCCAGAAGAUUUCCACCGUCGUGCGACAGGAGGAUGUGCCAACCAUGAUGGGAAUGUACUCCCAGUUCAUGAAGAGCAAAAUGGACGGCCUGAAGCGGGUGAAGAAAGUUAAAAGCAAGGCCAAGGCGGCAAAGGGAUAAGUUAUGAGGGGAAGUGUUUUUUUUGGUUUAGAUAGAUUUUAGGCGUUGGGUAAAAACUCAAUGUGGUCAUUUGUUUUAAAUGCAUAAUUUUCUACAGUAA
Messenger RNA from Drosophila ananassae, 338 nucleotides. It is a transcript of the gene Srp14, whose product is annotated as signal recognition particle 14 kDa protein. Gene Ontology annotation, biological process: SRP-dependent cotranslational protein targeting to membrane. Gene Ontology annotation, cellular component: signal recognition particle, endoplasmic reticulum targeting. The coding region runs from base 71 to 238 and encodes 55 amino acids. Lineage: Eukaryota; Metazoa; Arthropoda; Insecta; Diptera; Drosophilidae. The transcript is spliced from 3 exons. Gene Ontology annotation, molecular function: 7S RNA binding; endoplasmic reticulum signal sequence receptor activity. The record is from RefSeq and is a predicted model, not a curated record.